AUGUCAGCACUCGCUCUCACGGCACUUCUCGCCGGUAUCGGCGGCACUUCCGGAAAGACUGUCAAAUCCCCCACGCCGCCUAUGGGCUGGAACUCUUACAACCAUUACAACUGCUUUCCCAAUGAGGAGAUCAUCAAGAUCAACGCCAAGGGUCUAGUGGACUUGGGUUUUCUGGAUCUUGGUUACAGUGUCGUUACUGUGGAUUGCGGAUGGCCAUCGAGAGAUCGAGAUAGUGAGGGCAGACUUCAGUGGAAUGAGACUUUGUUUCCUUCAGGACCCAAGGCGCUGGGCGAGUAUAUCCAUGAUCUGGGUCUGGAAUUUGGUCUCUACUCCGGAGCGGGAUACCUCCAAUGUGGUUCUGAGGAUAUUCCUGCCUCGCUAGGAUAUGAAGAAAUUGACGCCAAGUCCUUUGCCGAAUGGGGAGGCGACACCCUCAAGUACGACAAUUGUUAUGCUACCUCCAAGACCGACAUGGUGGACUCCGACUCUGCCGAGGCAAAGAGUCCCGAUCGCUUCAUCAAAAUGGCCGCCGCUAUCAAUGAGACGGACCGUGACAUCCAAUACUUCCUGUGCCAAUGGGGUAUUGGUGAAGAUGUACCGCAAUGGGCUGCUCCACUUGGAAACUCUUGGAGAAUGAGCAACGACAUUUUCAACGCGUGGAGAGCGAUCUGGCGUAUCACCAACCAAGCUGUAGCUCAUUCCAAGUACAACCGCCCGGGCGCUUUCGCAGACAUGGAUAUGCUGAUUAUCGGCCUUGGUGCCCUCUCCUACGAAGAAGAACGUUUCCACUUCGGCCUCUGGUCAAUGAUGAAGUCUCCUCUCAUUAUCGGAGGCGUAAUGGACGCCAAGCAGAUCCCCGCCCACUCGCUCGAAAUCAUGUCCAAUAAGGAAGCCAUCGCCAUCAACCAAGACUCCCUAGGCCAGGCUGCCGAGCUUGUGAUUCGAUACACUGAGGAAGAAUGGGAUGUCUGGUCGGGCAACCUAUCGUCAAACCGCAAGGUCCUUGGUGUUGCGAACUGGAAGAAUGAGACGCAGACUGUCGAAGUUGACUUGUCGCUGAUUGGUGUGGAGAAGGCCAAGGCUCGUGAUGUCUGGGCUCAUGAGGAUUCCACUAUCAAAGGUACUCAGAAGUUUGAGCUUAAGCCUCAUGAGCUACGUCUUCUCGUUCUCUCCGAUAUCAGCCAGGCUACCACGCCCAAGUCUUCGGGCUACCACGCUGCUUCAAAAGCAAGCCUCGAAGGCUCAGCAUCACUCGUCGACUGCAAAGAGAACGAAUGUCUACCAGCCAACGAAAAGGUUAAGUCGAUCGGCAAGGACGCCAAAGUCACUUUCAAGUCCGUCAGCGCACCCAAGGAUGGAUCGCUCUUUGUUGGCAUUGACUAUAUCAACCAUGAGUAUCAUCACACGAUCGGUGACUGGGAGACCAACUCACGGAACAUGUCAAUCUCGGUCAAUGGAGAGGAUGCAAAGCGUUGGGCGUUCCCUAAUGCUGGUGGCGAUUGGUUCGAGAGUGAUCGCAUGAUGAUCCUUCUGGAUGGCUUCAUGAAGGGCGACAAUAACACUGUUACCUUCAGUGCUUCAGCCUCCGGAACCUGGGCGCCUGACCUGGUCGGUUUCGAGGUUCUAGCAUAG
Messenger RNA from Fusarium coffeatum, 1632 nucleotides. RefSeq lists its product as uncharacterized. Bases 1 to 1632 code for a protein of 543 amino acids. Gene Ontology annotation, biological process: carbohydrate metabolic process. Gene Ontology annotation, molecular function: hydrolase activity, hydrolyzing O-glycosyl compounds. The record is from RefSeq and is a predicted model, not a curated record. Lineage: Eukaryota; Fungi; Ascomycota; Sordariomycetes; Hypocreales; Nectriaceae. The transcript is spliced from 5 exons.